This is a messenger RNA of Didymella exigua CBS 183.55, 937 nucleotides long. RefSeq lists its product as uncharacterized. NCBI's taxonomy places the organism in Eukaryota, Fungi, Ascomycota, Dothideomycetes, Pleosporales, Didymellaceae. The record is from RefSeq and is a predicted model, not a curated record. The transcript has 2 exons. The coding region runs from base 307 to 678 and encodes 123 amino acids.
GCGUCACCCUGCUUUAAUCAACUAUAUUAUCACCACCACGCUCUCUGUAUGGACCCUAAGGAGCUUGCAAUAAAAAAUGCUAUUGUAGACCUUAAUUCUGGUGUUCUUAAGAGCGAGCGAGCAGCCGCUCGUUGGCACGGCGUUGCGCGAUCAACGUUGCAAGGCCGACGGGCAGGUCAACAACCACACGCGAUAGCUCACUCAAAUCAACAGCGAUUAACUCCAGAACAAGAGGCCUUCCUAGUUAAUUGGAUACUUGAAGAGGACUCACGCGCACAACCUCCAUCUCAUCCUCGCGUAUGAGAGAUGGCAGCCCGCAUCCUACACAUGAACGGCGACUACGAGCCUCUCAGGCGACUAUGGAUAUCCCAUUUCAUUGCCCGCAACCCACGUGUCGCAUCUGUUGUUGGCCGAACAAUUGAGAGCGCACGGACUACAGCAGCUAGCUACAAUACUAUUAAGGCCUUCCUUGAGCUGUUUGAGCGGACAAGAAUUGAGCUAGGAAUACAGUAUGAAGAUAUGUGGAAUAUGGACGACACUAGAGUUGCACUAGGGAGGAUCGCGAGUGAGUAUCAAUUUUGGAGACAAUCUCAGCCACCAGCAUUAAGCUUCAAUGCCCAGUUAUCUUCAAAGGCAAGCAUCUACGAUCUACUUAGUUCCCAACCCAAGGCACCCUAAAUUGGCUCUAUACCACGUCAGAGAAUGGCUGGACGUCCAACUCAAUUGGCUGUGAAUAGUUACAGCGUAUUUUUAUACCAAAUACUUCACCAUCCUCUGGUGGCUAUCAACUGCUCCUUCUUGAUGGCCAUGGCCCCCAUACACCUAUCGAAUUUAUGUGGCUCUGCAAGCUUAACAAGAUACACCUCCUGUAUCUCCCAGCUCAUGCAACACACCUGCUGCAGCCUCUAGAUCUUGCUCCUUUCUCUGUUCUUAAAAC